Labeo rohita (rohu) is the source of this 3574-nucleotide messenger RNA. Its product is annotated as NACHT, LRR and PYD domains-containing protein 12-like. Gene Ontology annotation, molecular function: protein binding. The record is from RefSeq and is a predicted model, not a curated record. The coding region runs from base 17 to 3574 and encodes 1185 amino acids. The transcript has 11 exons. Lineage: Eukaryota; Metazoa; Chordata; Actinopteri; Cypriniformes; Cyprinidae.
GAAUCGGUGAAGGACGAUGGCAUUUGUUAAGGAUCUGCUCAUGGGCUCACUGAAGGAUCUAGUAGAAGAUGAACUGGAGGAGUUUCAGUGGCACUUAGAGAAAGAUCAUGAGUGUAUAUCAAAGUCUGAAAUGAAGAAUGUAAAUAGGUUAAAAACAGUAGAUAAGAUGGUGGUGUGUUUUGGACCAGAAGAAGCUGUGAAGAUCAUGGUCGGCAUCCUGAGGAAGAUGAAGCAGAAUGAUCUGGCUGAACAGCUGGAGAACACACACAAGCAAGCUCAGACUGAGGCCAAUACGAACACAUCUGUCCCUGUUGGAGCUGAUUUACAUCAGAUCUGGAAGCUGCAGAACGUCUUGAAAACUCACAAAACCAACAUGAAGAAGAAAGCAAAAUACAUUUUUGAGGGCAAUAAUGAAAAUGACACAGAUUUAAAAACUGUUUACACAGAACUGUUCAUCACAGAGGGAGAUAUGAAAGAUGUCAAUCAGGAACAUGAGAUUCUGAAAAUUGAUGAUGCCUUAAAGACCAAGAAAUCACAGGACAAAACAAUCAAAUGUGAAGAUAUAUUUAAUGAACUGAGGAAAAAGAAUGAGGAGAAGAUUGUCCUGACCAAGGGAGUUGCUGGCAUUGGAAAAACUGUUUCUGUGCACAAAUUCAUCCUGGACUGGGCAGACGAAAAAAACAUUGAAGAUAUAGACUGUGUGUUUCUGUUUCCAUUCAGAGAGAUCAACAUGAUUAAAAACAGAAAGAUCAGUUUUCAUGAGUUUCUGCUGGAAUUUUAUCCUGAAUUGAAGGACCUGGAGAAAUCACAGUUAUAUACAGAAUCUAAACUUGCAUUUAUAUUUGAUGGACUUGAUGAGAGUCGUCUGCCUCUGAAUUUUAAAAGUAGGUCAUUGAACACUGUUGAUGAAAAAUCAUCUGUAGAUGUGCUGUUCACAAAUCUGGUCAAAGGGAAUCUGCUUCCAUCAGCUCUGGUCUGGGUGACCUCACGACCAGCAGCAGCCAAUCAGAUUCCUCGUCGAUAUGUAGGUUUGUUCACUGAGGUGCAAGGAUUCACUGACCAGCAGAAGGAGCAGUACUUCAGAAAGAGAAUCACAGAUAAGACUCUAGCUGACAGAAUAAUCUCACACAUUAAGACGUGUCGUAGUCUCUACAUCAUGUGCCACAUUCCUGUGUUCUGCUGGAUCACAGCCACAGUACUUCAGCAUAUUCUCAUUGAAACCAAUGCAGAGACCAUUAGCACAACACUCACUGAAAUGUACAUCCACUUCCUGCUGAUACAGAUGAAUAUGAAGAACCAGAAGUAUGAUAAACAAGAAGAAAGACAACGUACAAAGCUUUUACAUUCAAAUAGAAAAAUGAUUCUGAAAUUAGCCAAGGUAGCUUUUGAACAGCUGAAGGAGGAAAACAUUGUGUUUUAUGAGGAAGAUCUGAAAGCAUGUGGUAUUAAUGUGAGUGAAGGCACUGAGUUCACUGGAAUGAUUACUGAGAUCUUUAAGAAGGAAAAUGGACUUUAUAAGACAAAGGUUUUCAGCUUUGUGCAUCUGAGUGUUCAAGAGUUUCUCGCUGCAGUGCAUGUGUUCAUCUGUUACCUGAACAAGAACAUGCGAGAGCUUCAGUUUUUCUUUGAAGUUUCACAUACUGCAGCCAGACAAAAGCUUCAGCUCUUCUUUAGAAUUGUCAAAUUUCAUGAGUUAGCAAAGAGUGCCACUGAUAAAGCAAUGCAGAGUAAGAGAGGACAUCUUGACCUGUUCCUACGGUUUCUGAUGGGAAUUUCACUGAAGUCCAGUCAAAAACUGCUCAAAGGCCUGAUAACACGAACUCAAGAUACCACAGAGAGCAUCAGACAAACAACUAAAUACAUUAAACAGUUACAAAACGAGAAUAUCUCAGAUGAAGCUUCAGUCAACCUAUUCUACUGCUUACUUGAGAUUAAAGAUCAUUCAUUAUAUGAGGAAAUCCAGAGUUACAUUAGUUCAGGUAAACAUCAAGGAAGAGAACUCUCAUCUUCAAUGUGCACAGUGCUGACCUAUGUACUGCUCAUGUCAGAGAAGGUGCUGGAUGAGUUCAACCCAAAGACAUUCACGUCAUCACCAGCAGACUACAAGAGACUCAUUCCAGCCGUGAGAUGCUGCAGAAAAGCCCUAUUUGAUGGCUGUGGUUUUGAUGAAACAUGCUGUGAAACUGUGUCUUCUGCUCUACAAUUGUCACACUCCCAUCUGAAAGAGCUGCACCUGAGUAGCAAUCACCUACAUGAUUCAGGAGUGAAGCUGCUUUGUAAUGGAUUGAAGAGUCCACACUGUCAACUGAACAUACUGAGGCUUUCUGGGUGUCAGCUCACUGCUCAGUCCUGUAAGAGUUUGUCUUCAGCUAUUCAGUCCUCAAACUCUGUCCUGAGGGAACUGGAUCUGAGUAACAAUGACCUGCAGGAUUCUGGAAUGAUGCUUCUUUCUGAAGGACUAAAGAGUCCAAACUCUAAGCUAGAGAUAUGGAGAUUUUCCAAAUGUAAUCUCACUGCUCAGUCCUGUGAGAGUUUGUCUUCAGCUCUACAGUCCUCAAACUCUGUCCUGAGAGAACUGGAUCUGAGUAACAAUGACCUGCAGGAUUCUGGAGUGAUGCUUCUUUCUGAAGGACUAAAGAGUGCAAACUCUAAGAUGGAGAUAUGGAGAUUUUCCACAUGUAAUCUCACUGCCCAGUCUUGUGAGAGUUUGUCAUCAGUUUUGAAAUCCUCAAACUCUGUCCUGAGAGAACUGGAUCUGAGUAACAAUGACCUGAAGGAUUCUGGAGUGAUGCUUCUUUCUGAAGAACUGAAGAGUUCAAACUCUAAGCUGAAGAUGUUGAGAUUUUCCACAUGUAAUCUCACUGCUCAGUCCUGUGAGAGUUUGUCAUCAGUUUUGAAAUCCUCAAACUCUGUCCUGAGAGAACUGGAUCUGAGUAACAAUGACCUGAAGGAUUCUGGAGUGAUGCUUCUUUCUAAAGAACUGAAGAUUUCAAACUCUAAGCUAAAGAUGUUGAGAUUUUCCACAUGUAAUCUCACCGCUCAGUCCUGUGAGAGUUUGUCUUCAGUUUUGAAAUCUUCCAACUCUGUCCUGAGAGAACUGGAUCUGAGUAACAAUGACCUGAAGGAUUCUGGAGUGAUGCUUCUUUCUAAAGAACUGAAGAGUUCAAACUCCAAGAUGAAGAUGUUGAGAUUUUCCACAUGUAAUCUCACUGCUCAGUCCUGUGAGAGUUUUUCAUUAGUUUUGAAAUCCUCAAACUCUGUCCUGAGAGAGCUGGAUCUGAGUAACAAUGACCUGAAGGAUUCUGGAGUGAAGCUUCUUUCUGAAGGACUAAAGAGCCCAAACUGUCAGCUGGAGAUACUCAGGUUGUCUGGCUGUAUGGUGACAGAGGAAGGCUUUGGUUAUUUAUCUUCAGCUCUGAGUUCAAACCCCUCACACCUGAGAGAGCUGGAUCUGAGCUACAAUCACCCCGGGGAUUCAGGAGUCAAACUGCUCUCUGAAAAACUGGAGGAUCUAAACUGUUCACUGGACAAACUCAAGUAUGUCAAGCAGGAGUUUUUGGGUUUUAUUGUUUAA